GACGCGGUCCGGGUAGCGCCGGGCCGAGCGCGGAGCCAUGGGUCGGACCGGGACCGGGACCCGGGGCGCGGCGGGGGCGGCGGCGGUGGCCGGGCCGCUGCUGCUGCUGCUGCUCGCCCGGGCCCCGCCUGCCGCUGCCGGCGACGGCAGGAAGAGCGACGUCCGGCUGGUAUCGGAGCAGUUCUCACAGUCCCCGCAGAAGCUGUCUUUCUACAGCUGGUAUGGCAGCGCCAGGCUCUUCCACUUCCGCGUGCCCCCCGACACCGUGCUGCUGCGCUGGCUGCUACAGGUGUCCCGGGGCAGCGGUCCUGCGUGCUCGGACGUGGAGAUCACCGUGUACUUCCGCUACGGCGCCCCUCCCGUCAUCAACCCUCUGGACACCAGCUUCCCUGCCAACACCUCCGUGCAGCCCUCCUUCUUCAUCAAGAUGCUGCAGAGCAAUGCUUCCGUUAACCUGUCCCACCCAGCGCCCGGGGACUGGUUUGUGGCUGCCCACCUGCCGCCCUCAUCCCAGAAGAUUGAGGUGAAGGGUUUCGUUCCCUCCUGUGCCUACGCCUUCCAGCCUGACAUGCUUGUGCUGCGGGCAGUCGAGGUGUUCAUCCUGGAGCCUGGUGUGCCCCUUCCACAGACUCUCCUCUCCCAGCCCAGCUACCUCAAAAUCUUCAUCCCUGCGUACACCCAGGAGCUGCGGCUGGAGCUGCAGGGCUGCGCGACCAAUGGGAGCCUGGGCUGCCCUGUGCGCCUUACCGUGGGCUCAGCCACCCUGCCCAGAAACUUCCAGAAGGUGCUCACUUGCGUUAGCCCCGGCUGGGCCUGCCACCUGCUGUUGCCCUCGCCGCCCUGGGACCGCUGGCUGCAAGUGACAGCCAGGAGCCUGGUGGGGCCUCAUGUGUCGGUGGCUUUCAGGGCUGUGGCUGCCCUCACAGCCUGCAGGCCAUGGACUCUGAACUUCCAGCACCUCUUGCAGAGCGGCACCAACCAGAGCUCUAACGCCUCCUCUGGCCUGCUGCCCCCCAGCCCUGGCUCGCGUGGCCCAGGCAGGAGCGGCGGGCUGGGCGGCGGGCCCUUCUGCCUCAGGAGCUACCCGGUCAUCCGGGAGGACAUGGACGUGGUGUCUGUACGCUUCCGGCCUGUGGACAGGGCCUCACUGCUGGUGCGGCCAGCUGUGCCCUCGGUGCUGCAGCUGCACCUCAACACGGGCAUGGACAGUGGCGGCGCCCUCACCGUCUCCCUGCAGGCCAACCAGACCGCGGUCACCAACAACACCUUGGUAGCGGUGUGCGUGAACGCUGCCUCUCCCUUCCUCAGCUUCAACACGUCGCUCAACUGCACGACAGCCUUCUUCCAGGGCUACCCCCUGUCUCUGAGCGCCUCGUCACGCAAGGCCGACCUCGUCAUCCCCUACCCAGAGACAGACAACUGGUACCUCUCCCUGCAGCUCGUGUGCCCCGAGAGUCCUGAGGAGUGUGAGCAGGCCUCGGUCCUGGUGGACACCACCUUGUACCUGGUGCCCUGCCUGAACGACUGCGGACCCUACGGCCAGUGCCUCUUGCUGCGUAGACACAGCUACUUGUACGCAGGCUGCAGCUGCAAGGCAGGCUGGCGUGGGUGGAGCUGCACGGAUAACAGCACAGCCCAGACGGUGGCCCAGCAGAGGGUGGCCACCCUGCUCCUCACCCUCAGCAACCUCAUGUUCCUGGCUCCCAUUGCCAUCUCCGUGCACCGCUUCCUCCUGGUGGAGGCCUCCGUCUACGCCUACACCAUGUUCUUCUCCACGUUCUACCAUGCCUGUGACCAGCCCGGGGAGGCGGUGCUGUGCAUCCUCAGCUAUGACACGCUGCAGUACUGUGACUUUCUGGGCUCUGGCGUGUCCAUCUGGGUCACCAUCCUCUGCAUGGCGCGGCUGAAGGCAGCCCUGAAACACGUCCUGUUUCUCCUGGGCACCCUGAUCUUCGCCAUGUCCUUGCAGCUGGACCGCAGGGGUGCCUGGAAUAUGAUGGGGCCUUGUCUCUUUGCCUUUGUGGUUAUGGUCACCAUGUGGGUGUACCGCUGCGGGCACCGGCGCCGCUGCUACCCCACCUCCUGGCAGCGCUGGGUCUUCUACCUCCUGCCCGGCAUCUCCAUGGCCGCUGUGGCCGUGGCCAUCUACACCUCUAUGAUGACCAGUGACAACUAUUACUACACCCACAGCAUCUGGCACAUGCUGCUGGCAGGAAGUGCGGCCUUCCUGCUCCCGCCGCGAGAGCAGCACACCGAGCCCUGGGCCUGCUCGCAGAAGCUCACGUGCCGCUACCAGAUCUGUAAGAGCCACCGAGAGGAGCUGUACACGGUGACGUGACGUGGCCGGCUCCGGGACACCCGCGGCUGUGAUGAUGACCUCUCUGGCCGGGGCAGGACCAAGGGAGAGAAGGGCCUGUCCGGACUGAUUUCCAGCUGAAUAAAAUUGCCCUGCGCA
Hyaena hyaena (striped hyena) is the source of this 2455-nucleotide messenger RNA. It is a transcript of the gene PGAP6, whose product is annotated as post-glycosylphosphatidylinositol attachment to proteins 6. The record is from RefSeq and is a predicted model, not a curated record. Lineage: Eukaryota; Metazoa; Chordata; Mammalia; Carnivora; Hyaenidae. The coding region runs from base 38 to 2338 and encodes 766 amino acids. The transcript has 13 exons. Gene Ontology annotation, cellular component: plasma membrane.